AUGAAAUUUUGCAUUUUAAACGUAACUUACCUACUUCUAAUAUUGUUUAUAAUGAUUAUAAUGGGCGACGCAUUAUUUCGCAUUAAAUUGUAUUCAGGAAAAUCCAACAAAAAUGGUCACCGUGAUCAUGGCCCUAAAGUACCAAGACAUUCUAAAACUGGCCAUUCUAUUGGUCAUAGCUAUGGUCAACCAAGUAGUCAUCAAGUUGGCCCGGCUAAACCUGGCCACCCAAACAGACCUAGACUAAUUAGACAAGCACAAGUAUUAUUGACCAAUGACUUUAAUUCAGACUAUUACGGAAUGAUAUCACUGGGCACUCCACCACAAACAUUCAAAAUCAUGUUUGAUACGGGCCUCUCCGACCUAUGGGUGCCAUCCAUAAACUGUCAAACCGGGUGCACAAAUACAGCUGAAUACAACUCCGCGGUGUCGACCACAUACCAGCCCAACGGCACACCAUUUUUCAUUGGCUAUGGAGAUGGUAGUAAUGUCACCGGUAUUCUGGACCAGGAUGUGCUCAACUUUGGGGGCGUAAUUGUACAGAAUCAGAUAUUUGCCGAGAUCACCACGCUCAAUAACCCUGAUUCCAUCUAUGACGGUAUACUAGGCAUGGGUUACCCAUCACUGGCCGCACCAGACACUACACCGCCGUUUAACAACAUGAUCAAUCAGGGAUUAAUUGCCCCGGUAUUCUCAUUCUACCUGAACCGUGACGUUAAUGGGCAACCGGGCGGUGAACUACUGCUGGGCGGCUCAGACCCCGCCCACUAUAUCGGCGCCCUUACGUACGUUAGUGUUAGCCAACAGGGCUAUUGGCAAUUCGCGAUGGAUGGAGGUAGCGCCUUUGCCGAUACGGGCACAUCCCUCAUAGCGGGCCCCACACCUGAUAUUCAAGCUAUAAAUAACUUUUUAAACGGUGUAGAAAAUGGCGAUGGCACAUAUAAUGUUGAUUGUAAUGCGUUUAUGCAAGGUCAAUUGCCAAAAAUAGAGUUUACCAUCGGUGGUACAGUAUUCCCGUUAACGCCCGCACAGUAUAUACAGUCUAACGGCGAUCAAUGUUUGUCAGGUUUUUCUUAUAAUACCCAACAAUCCGAUGAUAUGUGGACUUUGGGCGACGUGUUUAUCGGUCCCUAUUAUACUGAGUUUGAUUUUGGUAAUAAUCAGCUCGGAUUUGCUCAAUCAAAAUAA
Molecule: messenger RNA, 1188 nt
Organism: Medioppia subpectinata
Lineage: Eukaryota; Metazoa; Arthropoda; Arachnida; Sarcoptiformes; Oppiidae
Source: the annotation of a GenBank genome assembly